Messenger RNA from Naegleria gruberi, 1641 nucleotides. RefSeq lists its product as uncharacterized. The transcript has a single exon. The record is from RefSeq and is a predicted model, not a curated record. Bases 1 to 1641 code for a protein of 546 amino acids. NCBI's taxonomy places the organism in Eukaryota, Heterolobosea, Eutetramitea, Acrasida, Naegleriidae.
AUGCCUCAAAUCAUUGUUCAUAAUCAUGAGAGUGGUUCUUCUCUCGGCUACAGCUUGAUCAGGUUAUUUGGUCAGUGUCCAUCAUCAAAGGGUGAUGUCGGUGAGGUUUUAUUUGUGAGUUGUGUCUCUGCCAUGACCGGAAAGAGAACACAAUAUCAAUUCCCUAUCUAUGAAACUUUUUUCAAGGCUCUCGUCUUGUUGGAGGAAGGAGAGAAUAAUAUUCACCUCUCGAGUCAAUCGGGAAAGGACUCUGAUUUGCACUUUAAGGUUAAUUAUGAUCCGAAUAUGAUCAAUGUAGCUGGUUCAGGAAGUGGUUCAAAGGUUAAGGGAAUUUGGUUUGUUUGCAAGGAUCAUGAUGGUUCUUUCAGAAAUAUGCCACACGAAAAGAAUGAUUCAAGUGAGGCUAUUAAGAGAAUGCAAGUAGCCUUGUUGAUGAUGCAAACAUUCUGUGCUGAGAAGGUUCAGGACGGUAGAAGAACAUUCCCAUUAGAAGUUGAUCCUCACCACAAGAAUAUGCCACUCAUUGAUGUUGUUUACUCUGAAAAGUAUACGAGAGAGGAAUUUGCCAGUUUGAGUAAUGAUUGGAUGAAUGAUGGUGGUAAUGCUGCAUAUAGCCAUAUUCAUAAUCAAUUGGUCAAUAGCUCAAAACACACUCCACAAACUGUUUAUUAUUGUAUAACUAGUGGACAUUAUUAUGAUCCUGUAUUGAAUAAGACUAAAUUGGGAGCCGCCUUGGGUGGGGGAUAUUUGGCAAUGUGGGCUGAUGUCAAUAUGUACUCAUAUCCUAAUUCUGUUGAUAAGAUCCAAGCUUCCUUUAUGAAUGACACUUCUGUCGAUAAGUCACAUUUGAGAGAUGACAGUGCUGGUCGUGGAACUUAUUAUGCCAACUGUGCUACUGGUAUUGGUGCUUCAAUGCACGAAUUGGGUCAUUGUUUUGGUUGUGAUCACACUUCAACUGGUAUAAUGGCAAGAGGAUUUGACAAUUUCAAUCUCUUCUUUUGUGUUAAGGAACCAGGAAAUUCUCAAGUAUUUUGUCCAUCCACUACUGAAAAGGGAGCAAUGUGGCACGAUGAUAGUAUCAAGAUUAUUCUUAAUCAUCACUUGUAUCAAAAAGAAUGUGUUGUGAAUGUCAAUGGUCCACCACAAUCAAAACCAACUACUCAACCUGUUGCUCCAGUUGAUUCAUCUAAUCUGUCCAUUCUUGCAGCUGCUUAUGGACCUGUGGAUGUAACUGAGGACUCAAAAGAUUUAAGUGGUGGAAAUAAUUUUAAUAUUGGAGCCAAUAACCAUAACUUUGAAGAUAGUUUACCUGGUUGGCCAAAGUCCUUCUCAAUGGUUUUGAAGAGUGAAAGUGAUUAUUAUCUUGUUACAUGUCAAGAGGGUCAACAUGUUAAUGUGUCAUCAAAGAAGCACCUUGGCUAUGUCCACUCCCCAGAAAAGAUUAUUUGCUUUACUUAUGGAACUCAAGAUUUGACUCAAAGAGCUAGACAAUUGGCCAACACUGGUUCUAUUCAUGUCACCAAUUCUAAUUUUGGAGAUACUUGGCCAAAUGUUCUCAAGAGUUUCAUGCUUGUCUACAAGACUGAAGGUGGUGAUAUUCAGACAGUCACUGGCUUGGAAAAUGAAACAGCCUAUUUUUAA